This is a messenger RNA of Podarcis lilfordi (Lilford's wall lizard), 7552 nucleotides long. The record is from the annotation of a GenBank genome assembly. NCBI's taxonomy places the organism in Eukaryota, Metazoa, Chordata, Lepidosauria, Squamata, Lacertidae.
AGAAGGGCCGGAAAUCUGGGGGUUUUCCUUUCUUAAAAGUGAGCCUCUGUGUGUGUGUGUGUGUGUGGCUGGGGGGUGGAGAAUGGGAAACCCUCCAGUCUCCUUCCUGCUCCACCUUCUCCAGGAGGGAGCCUGCCUUUUGAAUCCCCAGCCACGGUUUGCACUGCAUUGCUUGGCUGAUCUGCAAAAGAGUUUUGCUCUGGAUUUAUUUCUGCUGCAUCUCUGGAAGGGAGGUGAGUUUUAAAGGGGUGGGUGCCAGACCAGAAAGGAGGGGGGGAGAGACACCAGGAGAGGGAGGUAAUGGGCUGCAGGGACCAGGCACCCACACCCACCCACCCACCCUCCAGUCAUUUAAAAAGCAAACAAACACCUAUACUAUCUGUGCAAAUUUCACCUGCCACAAUCAGUUUCUGCUUGGCUAUUUCAUCUGCUUCCUGCUUCCACUAUGUGCUUUGGAGUCCUCUUCUUCUUCUUCUUUGGCGGUCUCUCGUAGCUGAGUAAGAUUGUCUUCCAUGAACACAGUCUUAACAGUGAGACCUUAAGUGACUGUGGAGGCCAGUUCUGGAUCCACACGCCCUUGCACAGUGGGGACAUUGGUUUCUGGGCUGGAGUUGAUCACGGUGAGGGUUUGCCAAGCGUGCCUUCCUCUUAGCACGUUUCUCCCUUGCGUCCUGAGUUCGAGUGUCUUCACAGCCCAUGAUACCUUUGGUAAAGGCAGUUCUCCAGUUGGAGCACUCGCAAGCCAGUGUUUCCCAGUUGUCGGUGUUUAUACUACAUUUUAAGGAUGCAGGUGGCGCUGUGGGUUAAACCAUAGAGCCUAGGUCUUGCCGAUCAGAAGGUCAGCGGUUCGAAUCCCCACGACGGAGUGAGCUCCUGUUGCUCAGUCCCAGCUCCUGCCAACCUAGCAGUUCGAAAGCACGUCAAAGUGCAAGUAGAUAAAUAGGUACCGCUCCGGCGGGAAGGUAAACGGUGUUUCCAUGCACUGCUCUGGUUCGCCAGAAGCGGCUUAGUCAUGCUGGCUACAUGACCCAGAAACUGUACGCCGGCUUCCUCGGCCAGUAAAGCCAGAUGAGCUCCGCAACCCCAGAGUCGGUCACGACUGGACCUAAUGGUCAGGGGUCCCUUUACCUUUACCUUUACACUACAUUUUAAAAGAUUUGUCCUGAGAGAGUCUUUAAACCUCUUUGGUUUUUGCCACCAGCAUUAUGCUUUCGAUUCUUAAGCCGGGAAUAGAGUAGUUGCUUUGGAAGACAAUAAUCAGGCAUCCGCACAACAUGAAUAGCCCUACAAAGCUGAUGUUGAAGUAUUGUUGCUUCGAUACUGGUGAUCUUUGCUUCUUCCAGUACACUGACAUAAGGUCGCCUGUCGUCCCAAGUGAUGUGUAAAAAUUUUCGGAGACACUCUUGAUAGAAUCUUUCAAGGCGUUGGAGAUGGCGUUUAUAAGUGUUCCAUGUUUCACAAGUAAGGUCGGUAGUACAAUAGCUUAGCAUUUCGGUUUCCCUGCGAAUGUCCCGGUCCUUAAACACUCUGUGUUUCAAUUAGGAGAAAGCUGCACUCACAGAGCUCAGGCAAUGCCAGAUUUUGGCAUCGAUGUCAGCCCUUGUGGAAAGAUAACUGCCCAGGUAGGAAAAGUGAUUGACACUUUCCAACGUUGCACCAUUAAGUUGGAUUUGUGGCACUGCAGAGAGGUUGUUUUGUGCUUGUUGGUGCAGCACUUUGGUUUUUUUUGGAUUUAUUUAUUUCUUUUUAAAAAAUAUAUUUUUAUCAACAUUGUUUUAUUUCUGUGAAAUUAUUUUUAUAUAUUAUACAAUUUAUCUCAUACAAGUUUUCUCAUACAAUUUAUAUACUGCUUGACUGAAAAAAACGCUCAAAGAGAUGUACAAAAAGAAUAAAACUAAAAUGAUCGGUAAAAAGAGCUAAAAGCAGUUAAAAGCAGCUGCUUAAAACAUUCAAAUAAUAAUAAAAAUCCACUAAAAACAGAUUAAAACACAUGUAAAUAGUCUACAUAUCUGGGUAGGUUUGCCUAAAGAAAAAUACUUUCAGCAAGCUCCAGAAAGAGUACAGGAAAGGGACCGGCCUGAUGUCAAUGGGAGGGAGUUCCAAAGUGUCACACUAACUGGUCAUUUAUAUAUACUGUAUAUUUAUUCUGCAUAUAUCAUAUUAAUAUAUGAAUAAAAAUUAAAACAAACCAAAAAAUCCAUAUCUCUUUCUCUAAACAGGCCCAUCAUUUGUGAGUGCAACUUGUUUGAAGGGCAGAAGUACGGUAGAGACACAGGCCAUUUAUCCGAAAGUCUGAAGUUAUAAGAAGGCGAGGAAGAGUGGUGUGAAGCUUGACUUGCGAUAAGCCUGUCCCAUAGCUUCGGAAAGAAAAUGGCUGACCAGCAAAGGAUUCUGGGAGGCCAGGCUGCUCUGGAUGAAGACCAAAUGGAUGAGGAGGACCUCACGGGCCCUGAACAAGUUGAGGGAUCUGGAAGACGUGGGAAAGCACCUCACGGCAUCCUUCAUCCCAGGAGCGUCAGGAGACUUAUGAAGAGGAUAACGAUCCCCUGGGUUAAAGAGGAGGCGGAGGAGGGCCUGCUCCAGAGCCAGGGGUCCGAGUGGCUGGAGUCCCCCGGGGGGAAGCAGGCCCCUUGCUCGCAGCCGACAGAGCCCGCCAUGCCCUGGGGAGACAUCAAGGCCUUCCUGGCCCACUUUGAGGGGGCCGGCGAGGCCAACCAGUGGGCGACCCGGCUGGGAGAAGCAGCCGAGGAAGGCUUGGGCGGCCCCAACGCCCGAGAGAGUUACGGGAAGAUGAAGGCGGCCAUCUUGCGCGGGGAGGCCAGCUGCAGGGAGUGGCAGCGCCAGCGCUUCCGUCUCUUCUGCUACGAGGAGGCCGAGGGGCCCCGGGAGGUUUGCGGGCAGCUGCGGGAUUUCUGCCACCAGUGGCUGAAGCCGGAGAGGCGCAGCAAGGAGCAGAUCCUGGAGCUGGUGAUCUUGGAGCAGUUCCUGGCCGUCCUGCCCUCGGAGAUGCAGGGCUGGGUGAAGGGAAGCGACCCGGAGACCUGCGGGCAGGCGGUGGCCCUGGCGGAGGAGUUCCUGCUGAGGCAGCGAGAGGGCGAGCGCCAGGAAGAGGAGGUGAGGCUGCCGAGAGGGAGAGGGCAAAGUCUGAGAGCUGCUAUUGCUCCUUACAGACCAGUACUGCUGGCACCGGUUGGCCAGCGGCUUUCCCAGCCAUGACCAGAGAUGAGUGAGGCUGAACAUUUUGCAUCUGCUCUGCCCCUGAAGUUGUGGUGCUUCAGACAUGCAAGCUGGGCUGCCUUUAGCUCAGGGGUUGGGAACCUCAGGCCUGGGGCUGCACACAGCCUCUGCUUGCCCCAGGCCAACCCCUCACUGCUCCUGCUUCCUAGUACAGUGGUACCUUGGCUUAAGAACUUAAUUCGUUCUCGAGGUCUGUUCUUAACCUGAAACUGUUCUUAACCUGAAGCACCACUUUAGCUAAUGGGGCCUCCUGCAGCCGCUGUGCCGCCGCUGUGCGAUUUCUGUCCUCAUCCCGAAGCAAAGUUCUUAACCCGAGGUAAUAUUUCUGGGUUAGCAGAGUCUGUAACCUGAAGCGUAUGUAACCCGAGGUACCACUGUAUUGUUGUGGUUGUUGCCUUCUCCCUGUCUCGAGAGACAUUGGAGUGUGACGACCUGGGGGCUCAAGCCUCGGCUGUGUGUAUGGAUGCCCCGGGCUGCCCAGAUGAUAUGAUUAUUAUAUAUUCAUUCAUAUCCAGCUGUUUUUGGACUACAACUCAUUCGAAAUAUGCACUUCUCUGAGUUUUGCCAUGCAGUUCUCUGGCCAAGUGACAUGUACAGAAAUGCAUAUGUCGGGGUAAAGAAGUAUGCAUAAAAAUUAGUGAAAAUAACAGCCAGAAAUGCAUUAUAUUGUUGUGGGGAGGAAAUGCGCUGCAAAAAUGUGUAUUUUAUGCAAAAUUGCAUACAAAAGUGUGUUGUGGUAUCUCGCCCAGAAAAAUAAUAAUAGCAAACUGACGAGGGAGAGUGAGGAGCUGAACUUACAAUUAGAAAAAUGGGGAACUGAGAGGAACUGUAAUUGACAGAUUUGCCCGUCCUUACUGUUGGGUUCUUGCUGCCUUUUCAGGUCUUGGGGCUGUUUGAGGAAGGAGCUGGGGAUUCCCUCGAGGGUGAGCAGAUCCUGUUGGAUUCCAACCAGACACAGCUGGACAGUGAACUUGAGCAAGAGAACGACCCAGCAGAUGGGAGCGUCUGUCGUAAGUCCAGUACAUGGGUUAGUCUUCCCUUUGUGUUGCUUUGAAACCUGCCUUUGCAGCCAUGAAAGCUAGAGACUUCCUUUGCCCUGCUGGGCAGAAACAGAGCCCCAGGACCUUGUCACUCAUACAGAUCUCUCUUUGGAUGUUGUCUCUAACAGGUGACCUCGAGGGAUCCAGUGAAAAUGAGGCUUCCGUGGGGAAUCCAGAGCAAACAGAGGUUGAUGGAGCCUUGCUCAGAAGAGAAAAAUGUGUUUCCCGGCACCAUCCAAAACCAGGACAAACUUCCAAGAAAUGGCUCAGGACAAGGAGGAAGCAGGAAUGCAGCCCAGACAAAAGAUCAGGUGCCUCUUUCCUUGGAGUAGACGAUGUCAAGGACACCCCAGCGAGGUCUGCGUUCGAGAAGGUGGAGCCCUGUGAGGAAGAGGGGGGCGAUUUUGGUGACGAUGCGGACUUCUUAAUUGAUGCUGAGGGCAAGCCCCACAAACGCUCAGAGUUUGCGACGCCCAGUCAGAGAGCUGAGUUUAUGAAGCAUCGCGCGGGAGCCCAAGUGGCAAGUGAGAAGAUUUGCUGCUGUUUGAGCUGCGAGAAAAGCUUGCACUCCGAUUUAAGCCCAGCUGAGCACGAGCAAAGUGACGCACAGGAAGAAGAGGCUUGCAGAUGCUCAGACUGCGGGGAAAACCUGGACAGGGGCUUGGCACUUGUUAAGCGUGCAAUAAUCCACGCAGGAGAGAAGCGUUACGCGUGCUUAACCUGCGGGGAAAAGUUUAGCCUCUAUUCGAGCCUCAUGAAACACAAGCGCACCCACGCUGGAGAGGAGAUGUAUGCGCCCUUUGAGGCCGGGAAGCGAAUCUGCCGGAGCGACAGCCCUCCUUCCGUGCCAGAGAAAACUCUGGCAGCAGAGAAGCCUUACACAUGCCCGACUUGUGGGAAGAGCUUCAGUAAGAGUUCCGGCCUCCGUUUCCACAAGAGAAUCCACACUGGCGAGCGGCCUUACACGUGCGGGGAUUGCGGGAAGAGCUUCAGCCAGCGGUCCAACCUUAUCCUGCACCAGAGGACCCACACCGGGGUGAAGCCUUUCCGGUGUUCCGAGUGCGGGAAGAGCUUCCUGCGCAGCUCGGACCUGGUGAGGCACGAAAUCACCCACACGGGAGAGAAGCCGUACACGUGCGCCGAGUGUGGCAGGUCCUUUGGCCACAACUCAACGCUCAUUGCCCACGAGAGGACCCACACGGGCGAGAAGCCGUACAAGUGCUCCAUCUGCGGUAGAAGCUUCCGGCACCACUCGGGCCUUAUCAAACACGAGAGGACCCACACCGGGGAGAGGCCAUACGCCUGCCCAGCCUGCGGGAAAGGCUUCAGCCAGAGCUCAGGCCUCACGCUCCACAUGAGGACCCACACGGGAGAGAAGCCUUACCAGUGUUCGGCUUGCGGGAAGAGCUACAGCCAGAGGUCAAAGCUUACCAAGCACGAGAGAACUCACCUGACAGAAUAACUUUACAUUUUCUCAUUCAGAGGGUCAGGGUGUGAGGUGGGCAGAGGUUGGACCUCAAACCUCUGGUCUGUGGGGUGCUUGUGGGGGGAAACUUCAGUUACACGUGAGAGCUGCCAAACAGUGGGCUCCGUUAGCAAAUCUGAUUGUGGGGGCAUCCCCACAGCAGUGCCAUGUGUCCACACCAGGUGUCGCCAAACAACACCCACAGGAGACAGUGUGCCCUCCUGUGGCACCUGUGGAAAACUUCAAUAAAUCACCUCUCAAACAUCCACAAGUUGAAAGGGACCCUGCCCUCCCUGCUCAGUUCCUGCCUGCACUGUCUCAGCCCCUCCUAAAUUGAAUGCGCCUCUUUAUAGCUGCCCACAUUUCACUAGGUGCCAGGGCUUCAGAGAGAUGUUCUGAAUGGGAGAGAAGAGCAACUUCUUUCUGUAAGUGGUGGCAGAUGUAGGUACCUGUUUUUUCUUGAGGGAGAAGGUGCGUGCCUGCAUCUUUUUGCGGCCUUGUCUCUUUUCCUGCUCUUGUGGAUGUGCCCACCAUUUUGUGCUAUGCCACAUCCCCACAGCAGCCAUUUUGUGACAGGCUCCGCUGGCAGUUUCUCAGAAUUCCACUGGCCCAAAAAAUGUGGCUGACCACAUGCUAUUGUCCUCAUCAAAAUGCUAUCCUGUAUAAUUUCCCCCUUAAUUGAGACGUACUGUCGCUGUGGAAAACCUGUUGCUGUGGAAUUUAAUCCAAUAAAUUUAAAACAAACAAACAAGCUGUAAAAACAGAUUAAAUUGGGCAGGGAGGAAGGGACGUCAUUUGGUUGAGGAUGACAUGGUCAAGAUGCUGUGGAAAAUGUGAACAGUACCAAGUCCACAAUAAGUGAAUUGCAUUUCUCAGGGCUUCAGCAUGAAUUGUGGGUGGUCCUUGUAGCCCCCAACAACUCAAGCCUCUUCCAUUUGAAUGUUCAUUCAAACAAUAAGCUAUUCCACUGCUUUUGUUGUUGUUCCAGUAAGCGAGGUGUUUGCUCUUUAUUUUUCUAAUCCCAACUUGUCUUUUUCUUAACAUGGUUUUAACUGCCACAGAGGGCGCUUCCAGACUCUCGCUAUUUGGCGGGCAGGAUUCCUUCAUAUACCAGCAAAUGCAGGUUGUACAGUUGCAGUUGAUGGGGAGGUCUUGAGCCACAAAUCCACUUCCAUCCCCCCAAGAAAGGAUUAGACUUUUUUCAGGAAGGAAAGUGAUGGGGAAACUCACUGAGGUAACCCUUGCUUGGACGCCGUCUUAUGUAGCCUUCCCACAAACAAAGCAGAAUUCAUGAGAACAUAGGAAGCUGCCUUAUCUACCAAGUUCAGACCUUGGGUCCAUCUUGCUCUCAGUAGUUUCUAAUCUGACUGGCAGUGGCUCUCCUGGAUUUCAAACAGGAUCUUCUCCCAGCAUUCCCACAGAUUCCAGGGAUUAAAUCUGCAUGCAAAGCAGAUGUUCUGCAGCCAACACCUGUCUAAUCUGUGAACCAAUUACAGUGAAUGCUCAAUAAACAAGACGCCUGGAAGGGCAGCUAUACCUCACACCCUGUUUGUGUCCAGAUGUCCAACUCACAUUUGCUUAUGACUGAAAAUAGUUGUUUGAAAGGGGGAAAGCAUACUGUCUUCAUUUUUUCAAUGGUGUAUGUACACAUGCUGGGGAUGGAAGGGCACCCCCUCAUGUGAAAGGGAAAAUACCUCACCUAAGGUGGUGUCUGUUGUAUGCCUUUUUCACUUGCAUCUGUAUUAAAAAAAAGAAUGGAUAUUUCUUUUAAAAAUGGAUGGUUAAUUGGGAUGUGUAUUUAAAAGAGCUG